GAUACUGUGGAAGUGUAACUGAACUGAAGACCAGUAGCAGCUGGACCCUAGCUUGGGUGUUCAGCCCAGUUUUGUGAAGACACAGCUCCAAAACUACAAGUCCCAAGAUGCCUUUCACAAACAAACAGUGUACACUAUAGCACAUACAUGCUGGGUGUGGGAUCUGGAACCUGUUUUCCAUAGGCUUAUGACAGAUUAAAUAAGGUGGAGCAAAUGGCCACACCCCAAAACCAGGCUUAAGGAUUCCUAUUUAAGCCAAGCCCCAGGGUGGAGCCGGAAUUUACCUUUGUACUUCACUGGAUCUGGGUUGGUGGUGACUGGCUGGGUGGGUCUGGACCUGGCUGCCGAUGUGACACGUCUCAGAGCUGCAAGCAGGUUUGAAUCCAGGAUCCUUGUGGCCCUGCUCCCCGGUUCCUACCCUCUCCCUUCUCCUAUUCUUUAUCUCUUUAGGCUUUUCCCCUCAGGACCUCCCGCAGGUUACCAUAAUUCCUGCUGCCCUGGAGGCCCCCUGUGUUAGUCACAGGAUUUUUACUACCUGACUAACAGGUUAAUAGUCCACUUCUAAUCGUCCCUCACUUUCAGACUCAAGUCUCCACUGUUUCCUGGCAGGCAAGAAAUGCUGGGAAGGAUGGACCCCAGCACAUUACCGCCUGAGGGUACAGGUUAGGGAUCAAGGGUGGGAAAUUGGUGUCAGUCAUCUAAUACAAGGCCUUAAUCACUGCCUUGCCUUCUGUAGGUACUACCAGUCAGCUACCAUGGCCUCUCAGCGUCUUGGGCUGGCAGAAGAGUCUGGCCCAAACCCCGGGGAGUCUGAAUUGGCUGUGAACCCCUUUGAUGGGCUCCCAUUCUCUUCCCGCUACUACGAGCUGCUUGAGCAGCGCCGAGCCUUACCCAUCUGGGCUUCUCGCUUUACCUUCUUGGAGCAGUUGGAGAGUAGCCCCGGUGGAGUGGUGCUGGUGUCUGGAGAGCCUGGCUCUGGCAGGAGUACCCAGAUCCCUCAGUGGUGUGCAGAGUUUGCACUGGCCAGGGGGUUCCAGGAAGGCCGAGUGACUGUCACUCAGCCCCACCCUCUGGCAGCCCUGAGCCUGGCCAUGCGGGUUGCCGAUGAGAUGGACCUAACCCUGGGUCAUGAGGUUGGAUACAGCAUUCCCCAAGAGGACUGCACAGGGCCAGACACCGUACUCAGGUUCUGCUGGGACGGGCUGCUUCUGCAGGAGGUAGCCUCAACCCGGGGCACAGGAGCCUGGGGUGUGCUGGUGCUGGAUGAGGCCCAGGAGCGGUCAGUGGCCUCGGACUUGCUCCAGGGGCUCCUGCGAAAUGCCAGGCUGGGAAACCUUCCAGGGGACUCGAGAGUGGUUGUGGUUACUGACCCUGCCCUUGAACCCAAGCUCCAAGCCUUCUGGGGCAACCCUCCUACUGUGCAUGUACCCAGACGGCCUGGCACGUGUCCCACACCUGUGUACAGGGACACUGUCCCUACCGAUCGAGUGGAAGCUGCCUGCCAAGCUGUGAUUGAAUUGUGUACGAAGGAAGCUCCAGGAGAUGUGCUGGUGUACCUGCCCAGUGAGGAGGAAAUUUUGCUGUGCUGUGAAUCCUUGUCCAGGGAGGUGGGGCCCUUGGCUCUCAGGGGGCCUCCACCACGGGUGCUGCCCCUUCACCCUGGAUGUGGCCCAGCCGUUCAUGCUGCAUACGAGGACACAGACUUGGGUGCCCGAAAGGUCGUGGUCACUCACUGGCUGGCUGACUUCUCCUUCUCCCUCCCUUCCAUCCGACAUGUCAUUGACUCAGGACUGGAGCUUCGAAGUGUGUACAAUCCUCAGAUUCGAGCAGAAUCCCAAGUGUUGAGACCAAUCAGCAAGUGUCAGGCAGAGGCAAGAAGACUGCGGGCAAGAGGGCUCCCACCAGGUAAAAGCCUUUGCGCUACUGAGAUCAAACAUGAAAAGAAUCCCCACACACAAACCCAAGAAAUCUGCAGUGGCCUUCUUUCCCAGGUCUUUCUCCCCUCAGGGUCCUGCCUCUGCCUGUACCCUAAGUCCUUCCUAGAACUAGAGGCGCCCCUGCUGCCCACAGCCAGGAUAUGUGAGGAGAAUCUGAGCCCUGUGGUGUUACUUCUAAAGAGAAGACAGAUUGCAGAGCCUGGGGAGUGUCACUUCCUGGACCGGCCUGCUCCAGAAGCCCUGAUGCAGGCCCUGGAAGACCUGGACUACCUGGCAGCCCUGGAUGAUGAUGGGAACCUCUCAGACCUGGGGGUCAUCCUGUCAGAGUUCCCGCUGCCCCCCGAGCUGGCCAAAGCCCUGCUGGCCUCCUGCGAGUUUGACUGUGUAGACGAGAUGCUCACCCUCGCUGCCAUGCUCACUGCUGCUCCUGGGUUCACCCAUCCUCCACUCUCUGCAGAAGAAGCUGCCUUGCGUCGGGCCCUGGAACAUACAGAUGGUGAUCACAGUUCUCUGAUCCAGGUGUACGAAGCCUUUAUACAGAGUGGAGCAGACAAGGCUUGGUGCCAGGCUCGGGGACUAAACUGGGCAGCAUUGUGCCAAGCCCAGAAACUUCGAGGUGACCUCCUAGAACUCAUGCAACAAAUUGAACUUCCACUGUCCCAGCCAGCCUUUGGCUCUGAGCAGAAUCGCAGAGACCUUCAGAAAGCACUGCUGUCGGGAUACUUCCUUAAGGUGGCUCGAGACACAGACGGGACUGGAAAUUAUCUGCUCCUGACCCAUAAGCACGUGGCCCAGCUCUCCCCGUACUGCUGCUACCGAAGCCGCAGGUCUCCAACCAGACCCCCGCCAUGGGUUCUUUACCACACUUUCUCCAUUUCAAAAGACAACUGCCUUUCCAUUGUUUCUGAGAUUCAACCACAAAUGCUGGUAGAGUUGGCCCCUCCAUACUUCCUGAGUAACUUGCCUCCCAGCGAGAGCAGAGACCUCCUGAAUCAGCUGAGAGAAGAAAUGGCAGAUUCUUCAGUAGAGCGUGAAUCCUCCUCCACCCAAGAGUUUGGAGAUGCCUGUGUCCUGCAGUGACCUGCCUAAGGAGUGGAACUGAGCUCAUGUGAAGGCAUUAGAUCCUCUCUCAGGCUAGCACUGAGGUAGCCAACCAAAGGUUAGGGUCAAAUGUAAAUCCUAGAACCUGAGUCUCAAGAAAUGGUGGACUGAGAAUAGAGGAGACUGGGUAAGCCACAGUAUACAUAAGGUUGGACCCUUUCCUUAGCCUUCUUCUAUUUAUUGGAGAAUGACUGAUGUACCCCCCAAACCCCCAACUUAUGCCAAACCCACCUUUGUGUACUUCAUUUUGAUCUAUAAAAGUUCUUUUUCUGUGGU
Lutra lutra (Eurasian river otter) is the source of this 3314-nucleotide messenger RNA. RefSeq names its product DEAQ-box RNA dependent ATPase 1 (gene DQX1). Gene Ontology annotation, cellular component: intracellular anatomical structure; spliceosomal complex. The record is from RefSeq and is a predicted model, not a curated record. Gene Ontology annotation, molecular function: RNA binding. The transcript is spliced from 10 exons. Lineage: Eukaryota; Metazoa; Chordata; Mammalia; Carnivora; Mustelidae. Bases 756 to 3017 code for a protein of 753 amino acids.